AUCGGCUCUUUAUUCCUUCCCGACGAUACGAAAUUCUGUUUCCUUCUUCUCUCUCUAACAUUCGCCAACAUUUGAGAAUCUUUGUCCUCACUGAUUAUAUGGCGACGAGAUAAUUCGGUAUUAUCACAAUCAAAGUUAAAUCUCUGCUCCUCUUCAUUUGUGUGGAUUCAGGUGAUUUGGAUUAACAACUUUGGGGUUUCUAAAGAUCAAACCUUCCCAUCAGAACUCGAAUAGGUACUAUUUGUAGUUUCUUAUUUCCAAAUAAUAGCUCGGCAUUAUAGGUAUGGCCAUAUACUGCAGCUUCCGAAAAUGAUUGAUUUUCUAGCACCCACUUAUUGAUUGAUAGUGUAUGAUUUGAAGUUCCAGGUUCAAGUUCUAACGAUUUCUGCCUGGGGCAUUCAAUCCUUCUGUCUUUAGUUCUUUUUUCUUUUGAUUCAAUGUACAUUCAAGAAUUCUAGAAAGAAAACCCAUAGUUUUCCCGGUCCUACGCACCAAAGUCUUUAUCUGCUCUUUAUGUGUAAAAAGUUUGUUGUUUGUUGCCCCAUCUGUAAUAAGUAUCUUGUCCCAUCCCAACCAUAUUCUUUGUACCCAUUCUAAUAUUUCAAUAGUUCGUCUCAUAUCUCGCAAGAUUUUCCUGCUGGUUUUACUUUUGAGUGUCCAAUAUCGCUCCGUGUCAGUACCCAAAAACUUCGAGGGGUAUCAUGGACCUAACUUUCGGGUCCAGCAAAAUGGUUGUAUUUAAUAAUGCUCUCCAUGAUCAACCAAUAUCUACAUGGACAUGUCUAGUAGUGUUCCAGUCUCGUAUUUCCGAUUCUUAGCUUAUGAACCAAUAUGCUUUUGCCACUUAAUUAAAUGCACAUACUCCACUUAAUAAUUCAGCUCCAUCUGAACUCCCCUGAAACAAACUCGAUAAACAGAAGUCUUUGCAGCAGUCCCUGGAACAGAAAAUAGGCCACCGUUGCCAAAAAUGACAAGAGGGGCAUAGGCCACCCCACACCCACCCCAAAGAAGAUCCGGUCUGAUCUGCCCUAAGAAAGUCCAAAUCUCAAAAUCCCUUCAUUCUAGAGAUGGGUUGUCAUCUACCAACAAUGUACACGUGAUAUUAAAUUUGUCAACACUUAUCUCAAUGUACUACUGCCAUCAUUACAUUAAUCCCACAACACACUCUCCCAUCUCUCACUCUCCUUUAUAUUCACCCUACCUCCAUUACUCCUCAUUUCAGUUUCUAGAUUUCUUCUUCAUUGUCUGAAAAAUAAAUUCUAAAUCAGUUUUGUUAAUUUCUUUCUUUAUUAAGAAAGAAAACCCAAACAAGGAAGAACAUCAUUAAAGGAGUUACAAUGGGUAUGAGCAAGGGGAUUAAAGGGUAUUGGAGAAAAUCAAGAAAAGGGUAUGAAAGACUAGAUGGAUCAGGUCUGAAAUCAAAGAAACGCCUUGAAUUGGUCACUCUAGGAGGAUCAUCAUCAUCAUCAACAACAACAACAACACCAACAUCAGACCCACAACCUCAGAAUGGGAACAAGAGAAGAAGAAGAUUUUGGGGUAUCAAAAUUACACCCAAGCUGAAAAUAUUCUUAAAGAGAAAUUCACCAAAGAAGAUAUUGAAAAAACUUAGAGAUGCAUAUGUGAAUAUGAUGUUGGGUUUUGCAAAUUCCAGUGUGUUCAGUUCUGGGUUUUCUUAUGUGGGUAAUGGUGGGUAUGGUGAUUCGGGUUUUAUGAAACCAGUUAGGAAAGAGUAUGAUGAGAAAGCUAUUGUUGAGUUUUAUAAAUCUUUGAUGGCUCAAGGUCAACUGAUGCCUCGUGAUGCAGCUAAAAUUGUUGCCAAUGGUGGUGGCGGUGGUUUGGUCCUCUGUAGAAGACCUCUACCUUCUGGUUUUUAAUUCUUAUGUAAUUUCUUUGUUGUUGUUGUAAGAAAUGAUAUUAGGAAUUUGUAAGAAUUAAUAAAUUUCUUAGUAUUGAUUUUGGUUUUUAAAGCA
Molecule: messenger RNA, 1973 nt
Organism: Papaver somniferum (opium poppy)
Lineage: Eukaryota; Viridiplantae; Streptophyta; Magnoliopsida; Ranunculales; Papaveraceae
Exons: 2
Coding region: 1338-1877 (179 amino acids)
Source: RefSeq, a predicted model, not a curated record